UGACAAAGAAAUUACUACUACUAAAGUAGUGUAUUUAAUAUAAUAGUAUGAUGUGGUUUUUGAAUAGCGCAAAUUAAUGGAAUAUAUAAUCAAUAAACAAUUUUAGUUAUGAAAAAAGAGCUGAAAUGUGAAAAAUUGGCGCAAAAGUAGUAGUAGUACUAAAGACGAAAGCUCCGCCGCCCGCUUGCUUAUGCAGACGGCCGCUUCACAUAGGUGUAUCUUAUUGUUCGUCAGUUCUGGAGAGGAUUGAAUUCCAUGCACCACACGCGCCGCUUCACAUCAUCUAACGUUGCCGUUGAUGUUUAUACAUUAAAACCAAGAGAGUCAUGAACCCUAGAAUUACGUAUUCUCAAUGUUUCCUCUUUCAUCACCGCGCCGGCUAUUCUGCACCUGCAUUUCGGCAGACUCGGGUUUUGCUUAUCUCGCCAAUGCCGCAGUUCUACGCUCUAACUCAGCUAACGCCCGCCGUUGGUUCGCUUUCCUUGACGACCAGAAUCAAAAACAAGUGCGAGCUGAGAACCAUGACCGGAUGGCUGGAAAUCCAUUUGAAAUGCACGAAUCUUCAGUAUCGCACAAGUACGAGCUUUUGAUUGACAAGUUCCGAUUUUGUCGAUCUGACCUCGAAGCCAAGCAGUUCCAUUCACAUGUAAUCAGGGAUGGGUUUGUUGGCGAUCUGUUUAUGGGAAAUACGCUUAUCAAUGCUUAUGCUAGGAGCGGGGAUAUGUCGGCUGCUCAUAACGUGUUCGAUGAAAUGCCUGAUACAAAUUCGGUUACAUGGUCGUGUUUGAUUUCUGGAUACACUCAUACUGAAAGUUUUGAAGAGGCUUUAGAUGCAUUUGGAAGAAUGGUGUCUGCAGGGUUUACUCCAAACCAUUAUGCACUCGGGAGUGCUCUGAGGGCUUGUCAGAGAUUGGGAAGUGAGGGGUUGAAAUAUGGGUUGCAAAUCCAUGGUUUAGUUUCCAAAACUCCUUAUGCGUUUGAUGUUGUUGUGUGCAAUGUCUUGAUCUCCAUGUAUGGGAAUUGCAUUGCGGGUUCCAUUGGUAGUGAUUUUGCUCACCGCGUUUUUGAUGGGAUAGCAAAUAGGAAUUCUGUAUCGUGGAACUCCAUGAUAUCAGUUUACUCUCAGCGAGGAGAUGUUGAUUCUGCUUUCUGUCUUUACACUGAUAUGCAAAAGGAGGGUUCGGUGGUUGGUUUUAGGCCUACGGAAUACACAUUUGGCAGCUUAAUAACUGUUGCAUCGGAGUCCGUUAGUACUGGGAAAGGUUCCUUGUUGUUAAUGCAGUUGCUGGCAAAGAUUCAGAUGUCGGGACUUUUAGAAGAUUUGUACGUGGGUAGUGCUCUAGUGAAUGCUUUUGCAAGGACUGGUGUGGUUGAUACGGCCAAGAGCAUAUUCCAGCAUAUGGGUUCAAGGAAUGCAGUUUCUUGGAACGGCUUGAUGGUUGGGUUGGUGAAGCUUAAGCGAGGAGAAGAAGCAGUUGAGCUAUUCUUGGAUACGAGGGACCUGGUUAGGCUAAAUUCUGAUAGCUAUGUUCAUCUUUUGAGCGCCUUUGGUGAGUUCUCAUGUGAAGAAAUAGGAAGAAGGAAGGGGAAGGAGGUGCAUGGGUAUCUCGUGCGAACUGGGAUGAUUGAUUCAAGUACUUCUGUUGGAAAUAGUUUGAUUAACAUGUAUGCAAAGUGCGGUGCUGUUGAAGAUGCUUGUUCUGUUUUUAACUUGAUGUUUGAUAAAGAUUCAGUUUCAUGGAGUUCCAUGAUCUCUGGGUUUGACCAGAACGAGAGUUUUCAAGACGCACUAUUGAGCUUCCGCACAAUGAAGAGAAUUGCACUUAUCCCUUCAAAUUUCACGUUGAUCAGCACAUUGAGUUCUUGCAGUAGUCUAGGCUGGAUGGUUACGGGAGAGCAAAUACACUCAGAAGCAGUGAAAUUGGGACUCAAUUUGGAUGUUUCGGUAUCAAACACCCUUCUUUCACUAUAUGCUGAUACCGGUUGUAUCUCUGAGUGCAGGAAGCUGUUCUCCUUCAUGCAUGAUCACGAUCAGGUGUCAUGGAAUAUCAUUGUCAAGGCGUUUAGUGAUUCUGAGGCAUCAAUCACUGAAGCCACCGGAUAUUUUAGAGACAUGAUGCGAGCUGGACGGAGCCCCAAUUGUGUAACCUUCAUAAACAUUCUUGCAGCAGCUGCAUCUCUUUCCUGCGUCGAACUUGCACAUCAAAUACAUGCCCUGGCGAUAAAAUGCCGUGUUAUGGAUAACAAUUCCGUUAUAAGUUCUCUGCUCACUUGCUAUGGAAAGUGCAGAGAAAUAAGUUACUGUGAAAGAAUAUUCUCAACAAUGGCAGAGAAGGAUGAUUCCAGCUGGAACUCCAUGAUAUCAGGAUACAUACACAAUGAGCUUCUGACAGAGGCUAUGCAUUUAGUCUGGCUUAUGUUGCACAAUGGCCAAAAAUUAGAUCGCUUCACUUUUGCCACUGUUCUUAGCGCUUGUGCUUCCGUUGCAACACUGGAGCAUGGCAUGGAGAUCCACGCUUGUGCAGCACGAGCUUGCUUUGUCUCUGAUGUGGUUAUCGGGAGUGCACUUGUGGACAUGUACGCUAAAUGUGGGAGGAUUGAGUAUGCCUCAAGAUUCUUCGAGCUGAUGCCUCUCCGAAAUGUGUACUCCUGGAACUCCAUGAUAUCUGGCUAUGCACGCCACGGUGACGGCCACAGUGCUCUGGAAAUAUUCGCAAAGAUGAAACUGGAAAACCAGCCACCAGAUCAUGUGACCUUCGUUGGGGUCCUAUCAGCUUGCAGCCAUGUCGGGUUAGUCAGUGAAGGCUAUCACCAUUUUGAGUCGAUGAAGAGAGAGCACAACCUUGAACCACGGAUCGAGCACUUCUCAUGUAUGGUAGAUCUCCUCGGCAGAGCAGGCGAAUUCGAGAAGCUGGAGAGCUUCAUAAACAGAAUGCCGAUAGAGCCGAAUGUCCUCAUAUGGAGGACUGUUCUUGGUGCUUGCGGCCGAGCAAACGGCCGCCUGCUGGAUUUAGGCAGAAGGGCGGCUAAGAUGUUGAAGGAGUUGGAGCCUCAAAACGCUGUCAACUACGUGCUUCUUGCUAAUAUGUACGCCUCUUCGCAGAAAUGGGAGCGAGUUGCAGAGUCCCGGCAUGCAAUGAAGAUGGCGGCGGCUAGGAAAGAAGCUGGGUGCAGUUGGGUCGCCAUGAAGGAUGGGAUACACGUUUUUGUCUCCGGAGACAAGUCCCAUCCCGACACGGAUGCCAUAUAUGAGAAGCUUGGUGAACUGCGUGAGAGAAUGAAGGCGGCUGGAUACGUGGCGCAGGUGGAUUAUGCUCUCUAUGAUCUUGAAGUGGAGAGCAAGGAGGAGAUAUUGAAUUAUCACAGUGAGAGACUUGCCAUUGCUUUCGUCCUUACCCGCAAAUCAGAGAUGCCGAUAAGGAUCAUGAAGAAUCUUCGAGUUUGUGGAGACUGUCAUUCAGCAUUCAAGUAUGUGUCCAAGAUUGUGAGUAGGCAGAUUGUGCUGCGUGACUCCAACAGAUUUCAUCAUUUCUCGGAUGGCAAAUGUUCAUGUAAUGACUACUGGUAAACAAGGAUCAUUUUUUGCAUUCUAUCGUAUUUUAAAUUUAAUUUUUUCA
Molecule: messenger RNA, 3617 nt
Organism: Salvia hispanica
Lineage: Eukaryota; Viridiplantae; Streptophyta; Magnoliopsida; Lamiales; Lamiaceae
Gene: MEF7
Product: Tetratricopeptide repeat (TPR)-like superfamily protein
Biological process (GO): RNA modification
Molecular function (GO): RNA binding; protein binding; zinc ion binding
Source: RefSeq, a predicted model, not a curated record